ACGACCAGACGUUAUAAGACGGUUGCAGAAACAGAUCACAGCAGAGUGAAGUCAGCCACGGGACAAAGGGACUUCACUGACGACCAAGGUGAAAUCAACAUUUAAAUAAGGAAUGGACUCAGUGGUGAAAAGGUCUCUGGGUGCUCCCCUAAGACAUUUGACCAGCUGUGUGACUCAAGUGAAAGACAGUCACAGGAGUCGGAGAAGAAGUCUGACUGGUCGCCGAAAAAGUGCCCCUUGCUUGUCCCAGACGACGCAUGACUCCUGGCUCCGAGUCUAUCAAAGCGACCUCAUCAGAGAGAGAAAUUUGAGGAAAGCUGAGGUAGCUCAGAAGAAUGCACAAAGAUCGGCCAGGAGGGCCUACUUCAACAGCCACCAACCCAUCUCCAAGGACACCCAAAAGGCAAAUUUUACCCGUUCCGGAAUGAGGACUUCUGCCAGGAAUGAGGACUCAAUGUUUGGUGCCUUCCAGGGGCUCAGUCUUAACAUGGGCAGUGUCCCAACAUCCACGGUAUCUCCACCUAAUGCAGAGCAGUGCAAGGUCAUGUGAUCUGAGGAGAAUCUGCUCAUACGUAUAUCGUCAUUUGCACCAUCAUGUAAAUAGAAUGUUGGAAAGUUCCCACGCCCUCUUACCCGAGUCAAUUUCGCGUGGUUGCACAGAUGGAUCUAUGUGAAAUGUGCAGUUCGCAGUUUUACCGCUUCAAUGGAAACACAAAUGCACUUUACAGGAAGACAGACAUUGCGGUAGAGCCUUUGGUGACGGGCCUACAGAUGGUGUGCGAGUUGACAUAGACCUUAACCAGGUGGUGUGAGGAGUCACCGUGAGAUUAUGAAAUAGAUGCAGUAGCCUAUAGGCCUACUUGAACCUGAACUAAGAUGCGGCUAGCUCUUAAGCGCAUCUUACACGUUCAGAAACUCUUUAGGAACUAUAAAAGUAGGCAAAUCUUAUGAAAGCAGAAGGCUGUUUGUCGACUUUCAUACAAUUUUAAACCGUUAAUACAAGAGUAGCCUAAAAGAAGUUGCAUCCCAUUUUAUACCAGAAAUACAAUUGUAUAUUAACAUUGUGAUCAUUAGUAGGCCUGUUAUUGUUGUUAUUAUUAUUAUUGACAACUCAAUACCCGCAUAUUAACACUGUGAAUCCAGGCCAACUGGGGACCAUUCUGGACAUGUUAUAUUGACUUAAUGAUUGUUUUUUUUUUGCUUAUUCCCUAGUCUGCCUCUGUAAAUAGAUUCGGGGAAUAGGUUUUAGCCUAUGAAAAUUAUUAGAAAACAGAAUUUUUAUUAAAGACAAAUAAACUAA
Messenger RNA from Clupea harengus (Atlantic herring), 1300 nucleotides. RefSeq lists its product as uncharacterized. The record is from RefSeq and is a predicted model, not a curated record. Lineage: Eukaryota; Metazoa; Chordata; Actinopteri; Clupeiformes; Clupeidae.